Molecule: messenger RNA, 1189 nt
Organism: Juglans microcarpa x Juglans regia
Lineage: Eukaryota; Viridiplantae; Streptophyta; Magnoliopsida; Fagales; Juglandaceae
Product: 2-methylene-furan-3-one reductase-like
Exons: 4
Coding region: 101-1141 (346 amino acids)
Molecular function (GO): oxidoreductase activity, acting on the CH-CH group of donors, NAD or NADP as acceptor
Source: RefSeq, a predicted model, not a curated record
ACUGUUUUUAAUACAUUAAUUAAAUAUGACAGUUCAUAUGUCCCCAAACCAGUAUAAAUAAGCUGGAGAGGGCAAGAUAGCUCUGUGUGGGAAUUACAAUAUGCAGAAAGCUUGGUUUUACGAGGAGUAUAGUCCCAAAGAAGUCCUCAAGCUGGGAGACUUCCCUAUUCCUACUCCCCUGCAUAACCAACUACUAGUCCAAGUUCGAGCUGCUGCUUUGAAUCCUAUUGAUUUCAAAAGACGGCAGCGACCCAUCUUUCCUUCAGACUUCCCAGUAAGUAGGAAUCAAAGUGUUAGACAAAUCUGUAUUCUUAAACAUAUGUUGGUGCAGGUGGUACCUGGCUGUGACAUGGCUGGCGUAGUGAUAGGAAAAGGUGGAGGCGUUACGAAAUUUGAUGUGGGUGAUGAGGUUUAUGGCAACAUCCAAGAUUUCAAUGCAGGAGAAAAACUGAAGCAGCUUGGAACUCUGGCAGAGUUCAUAGUCGUGGAAGAGAGCUUGAUUGCAACAAAACCAAAUAAUCUUUCAUUUGAGGAAGCUGCAAGCUUGCCUUUAGCAGUUCAGACUGCAAUAGAAGGAUUCAAAACUGCAGGUUUUAAAGAGGGGCAAACCGUUUUUAUAGUUGGUGGAGCAGGGGGUGUUGGAACUUUGGUCGUUCAACUAGCCAAGCACUUGUAUGGUGCUUCUCAUGUUGUUGCUACAACUAGUACCCCAAAGGUGGAAUUCGUCGAAAAAUUGGGUGCUGAUAGAGUUGUUGACUACAGAAAGACUAGAUAUGAUGACAUUGAUGAAAAAUAUGAUUUUCUCUACGAUACAAUUGGCGAUUGCAAGAAUUCUUUUGUGGUAGCUAAGGAUGAUGCCCCAAUUGUUGACAUAACAUGGCCUCCUUCUCAUCCAAGAGCUAUAUAUUCAAGCUUGACAGUGUGCGGUGAUGACUUGGAGAAGCUUAGGCCAUAUUUGGAGAGCGGAAAGCUUAAUGCUGUGAUCGAUCCAACUGGCCCAUAUUCUUUUGGGGAUGUAAUUAAAGCUUUUGGGUAUCUAGAAACAGGAAGAGCAAGAGGAAAAGUUGUCAUCUCUGUUCCAUCCGCCGGCAAGAACAACGUAACAUCUGAAAUGGUUCCUCAGAAAUUGUCUGUUUGCUGAGUUGUGGUGCAGAACUACAUAUAUGCCAACUGAUAUAUCUGAAUUCUA